ACCACCACCACCCUCAAUUGGCAAAUUGUAUUCUGUCUUGCUAGCUGCCUUUCUCAACUCAAAACAAUACCCUCCAAAUUCCUGCCUCUUCCCUCUUUUCCUCAACUUCCUCUCACCUCAAAUAAAACCGUCACACAUUUAAGUCAAAAUCAUUUCCCUGUCCUAACACCGAGACCUUAACUGGAAAAAGAAAAAAAAAUGGGCACUGCCUUCGACGACACUAGCCGCAGCCGGCAGCCACACCGCGUGGCCAUCCCGCCGGCGAAGCCGUUCCUCCAGACGCUGAAAUCCAACCUGAAGGAAACCCUUUUCCCCGAUGACCCCUUUAGGGAGCUCAAGAAGCAGCCGUCGGCUUCGAGGAAGCUGCUGCUCGGGCUGCAGUACUUCAUCCCGAUCCUCGAGUGGGCCCCGCGCUACACCUUCGCCUUCUUCCGGGCCGAUCUCGUCGCCGGGAUCACCAUCGCCAGCUUGGCCGUCCCUCAGGGCAUCAGCUACGCCCAGCUCGCCAGCCUUCCCCCCAUCGUCGGACUCUACUCGAGCUUUGUGCCGCCAUUGGUGUACGCGAUGCUAGGGAGCUCAAGGGACGUGGCGGUGGGGACGGUGGCGGUGGCGUCGCUGCUGAUAUCGACCAUGUUGGGGAAGGAAGUGAGCCCCGUGGAGAAUCCCAAGCUCUACUUCCAGCUGGCGGUCACGGCGACUUUCUUCGCCGGAGUGUUUGAAGCGAGCCUUGGAUUUCUCCGGCUCGGGUUUAUCGUGGAUUUUUUGUCGCACGCGACGAUAGUUGGGUUCAUGAGUGGAGCAGCCACGGUUGUCUGCCUGCAACAGCUGAAAGGAAUAUUGGGAUUGGUCCACUUCACUCACGAGACGGAUAUAGUAUCCGUUAUGCGUUCCAUAUUCACCCAGACCCACCAGUGGAGAUGGGAAAGUGGGAUUCUAGGCUGUUGCUUUCUCUUCUUCCUCCUCACCACCAGAUACUUUAGCAAGAGGAAAUCAUACUUCUUUUGGAUAAAUGCCAUGGCGCCUCUCACUUCUGUUGUUCUUGGGAGUGUCCUUGUCUAUUUCACCCAUGCUGAGAAACAUGGUGUUCAAGUGAUUGGGAACCUGAAGAAAGGGUUGAACCCGCUAUCGAUCACCGAUUUAGCAUUCGGGUCGCCCCAUUUGAUGGUAGCCAUUAAAACUGGGAUCAUCACUGGAAUCAUUGCUCUUGCUGUAAGUAACAUACUAACAUUUGCAUAGCUGCAGGAAAAAGUGUCGACCUUUCUGUCAUUAACGUGAAGCCAUGACACAAAAACAUGGUUCUGUUCUGUUCUGUUCUCAGGAAGGAGUAGCAGUUGGGAGGAGCUUUGCACAGUACAAGAACUACCACAUCGACGGCAACAAAGAGAUGAUCGCAUUCGGGACGAUGAACAUCGUAGGCUCCUUGACCUCCUGCUACCUGACCUCGGGCCCAUUCUCGCGAACCGCGGUGAACUACAACGCGGGGUGCAAGACAGCAGUGUCCAACAUAGUCAUGGCGGUGGCUGUGAUGUUCACUCUGCUUUUCCUGACCCCGCUCUUCCACUACACUCCCCUCGUGGUGCUCUCUUCGAUCAUCAUGGCAGCGAUGCUCGGCCUGAUCGACUACGAGGCCGCAUUCCACCUCUGGAAGGUCGACAAGUACGAUUUCGCGGUCUGCCUCGGUGCCUAUGUUGGUGUGGUGUUUGGCAGUGUGGAGACUGGCCUGGUCAUUGCUGUUGCGAUUUCUCUGGUGAGGAUGCUGUUGUUUCUCGCCAGGCCGAAGACUGGCCUCCUUGGCAACAUUCCGAACUCGAUGAUCUACAGAAGCAUGGAUCAGUACCCGAAUGCGGAGAGUGUUCCUGGAGUUAUGAUUCUGCAGAUUGAUGCUCCUGUCUAUUUCGCCAAUGCGAAUUAUUUGAGAGAAAGGAUUUCGCGAUGGAUCGAUGAAGAGGAAGACAAGUUGAAAUCCAGGGGAGGUUCGAGCUUGCAAUUCGUCAUACUUGACAUGACCUCAAUUGGUAACAUAGACACAAGUGGAAUUAGUAUGCUGGAAGAAGUGAAGAAGAACACAGACAGGAAAGAGCUAAAGCUGGUGCUGGCGAAUCCGCGGAGCGAGGUGAUAAAGAAGCUAGACAAGUCACAGUUCAUCAAAACAAUUGGUCAGGAAUGGAUAUACCUAACUGUAGCAGAAGCUGUGGCGGCUUGCAACUACAUGUUGCACACUUGCAAUCCGAAACAUGUUACAACAGCAGAAGCCAAUGGACAAGACAGUAAUGUCUGAAUACCCUGAUUAGUUCCCAGUAACUUGAAAAUGUUUUGGGGCACCAUUGCUGGUUGGAACUAUGUAUUGUUAGUGAUAAAGCUAUCUCGAUAUAGUUAUCAAGCAGCAGGCCCUCUCUGAUCUUGUUAUUUAUCCAGAAAGAUCUUGCUUGGGCCUGCUUCAUUAUUAGAAAGCUUCUAAUGAAGCUGAUUGUAGUCUUUCUUCAAAAUGGAAUGAAACCAGAAGCUGCUCGUUCCACUUCAUUUUAUGUUGUUCAUGUUUAGUCGAGUGUUGACAAUGAGAACUUCGAGGCAGGAGCAGUGAGCACAAAUUCUCAG
Messenger RNA from Linum tenue, 2595 nucleotides. NCBI's taxonomy places the organism in Eukaryota, Viridiplantae, Streptophyta, Magnoliopsida, Malpighiales, Linaceae. The record is from the annotation of a GenBank genome assembly.